ACCCAUGCUUAUUGUAUACAUAGAUAUGAUAGAUCUGCACACGUCCUAUGUAUGUAGAAUCUACCCGUGUACAAUAACGGAAAUUCCGCUUUCGUUUUACAUAGCUCUUCCGCGCGUUUAUCAGUGUAAUAGACUAGUUUUAACACUGCAGCACCAAACCAUGGCAUUUGAGUAUAGAUCAAACCAUUCAUCCAGAGGCACUGCGCUAAUUAUUGGUAAUGAGUUCAAAGGUCAGAAAGCAGAGAGAAAAGGGUGUAAAGAAGACGUCAUUAUGAUGCAGGAGCUCUUUAGAAGAUUAGACUUUAAUGUGACUACUUUUAUGAACUUAUCUGCUGCUCAAAUGAAGGAAAAAUUAACACAAGCGAGUAAGAAUAAAAACAACGAAGACUCCGACUGUUUUGUAUUUGUACUGAGUACGCAUGGUCACGAGGUGUUCGUUGAAGACAUGGGGCAGGUAUACCCAUCAGGUGCUGAUGUAUGGCGGCAUGGAGUUCUCGGGGAGGAUGGUACGACAGUGUAUGUUGAUGAUAUAAUUGACAUUUUCACUGAUGACAAAACAUACAAGUUAGCCGGAAAGCCAAAACUGUUUUUCCUACAGGCUUGCAAGUCAAGGCAGACAACCAGGUAUUCGCCACAACCAGGAGACACAUAUGAUCCAGGUCAUAAGGUCGAGGUCAUGACAACGGCGGGUGAGUCAUCCAACAAGGGUCAAAGGUCAUCUAAGGCAGAUACAAAGGAUUCUGUGGACUGGCUUUACAAUUUUGAUAUAACUGGCACUGAAGAUAUAUACAGCGGUUGGGUGAAAGACCCUGAUGUUUGGUGUCCGGAAACAAUGGCUAAAACACCUGGUUCCCAGGCGUCCCAGCAAGAUGCGGCUUGGGAACUCGUAGAAGAAGACGCUGGCGGAAGUGGGGAUAGUAAUUCAUUGCCGCCAUCGCCUUUCGACAUUGUACCCAUCAAAUGCCCGGAUGACUUUCUUAUAAUGUAUCCAGUGAUGUCAGGUAAAUUUGCCUUCCGAAACGCUCGUGCUGGUUCCCAUCUGCUCAACUUUCUUCACAAAAGUGAGAAUCUGGCCGAGUUACUUCGUGGAUGUAACCUGUUACAGUACCUUACACGGGUCAGCCAGGGCAUGGCUUUAUACGAGUAUAAGCCGGAUCUAAACGCCAUUUCAGUUAUGAACGGACGAAGAGCAAUGCAGGCAAGAAUCAGUGGAGUUUCUUACGAUCCACUAGGUACAUUUAAGAAUCAUUUAUACUGCAAUAUCAAGUAUUUAAGCAAAGAGGAAAACCAAGAGAUGUUGAUAGAAAUUAUUGGAGAGGAACAUAGAAACCGUCUUAAAGGUGAUGCUUCAAUAGUGGAGCCAUAUUUGAAGGAUAUGGUUGAAAAACUAACGGAGGCGCAGAUGACACGCAUUUUGGAUAGAAUUCUGCCGUUUAAAAUGACAGCCUGUGUAGUACACAGGUUAAAAGGAGAUGUCUGCUUCCUACCUAAGAGAAAGAACACACCGAUGGGAAAGCUAAGGAAUGCGUUAUUGCCAAAGGAAACAUACGUGUAAUUAUCAAUGUAUCAUAUCUUCGUUAUGUCAAAAAUUAGUAUUAACCCUUGUAGCAAAAGGUACCCGAUGGUGAAAAUAGAAAGUCAUUAAUUCCAUUAUUUAAUGGAAAAUGCAGAAAUGAUUUAAAAGUAAAAACAGUUCAUAUACAUGUGUCAUCUAAAACCUUUAUGUGCCAAAGUGCCGCUUUUGCGGCCAUGCUUCGGUCCCAAAAAUGUCAAAGGCCACUUUUGUGGUGGUUAAAGCGAUACACCGGCUGAUAAGUGGAUGAAAAAUAAAAUCCUUUUUACUAUUGAAGAAUAAAUGUUUCUUAUAUUUUACUGACA
Messenger RNA from Mercenaria mercenaria, 1878 nucleotides. RefSeq lists its product as uncharacterized. The transcript is spliced from 6 exons. Bases 5 to 1555 code for a protein of 516 amino acids. Gene Ontology annotation, molecular function: cysteine-type endopeptidase activity. Gene Ontology annotation, biological process: proteolysis. The record is from RefSeq and is a predicted model, not a curated record. NCBI's taxonomy places the organism in Eukaryota, Metazoa, Mollusca, Bivalvia, Venerida, Veneridae.